AUUUAUGAAGGCAAAUAGUAAAGAACCAACGCCUCAGUCGCCCCUUAGCCCAGGGAGGAGGAGGCACGGACCCGCCAUUACCGCCCCAAACAUUACGAUAAUUCGCCGCCCACGCUCGGCCGCGGCCAUUAAUUUCUCCGUACGAGGUCCGGAAAAAAUCAGACAAAGUGUCGAGAAUGCGCGAGUACAAGAUUGUGGUGCUGGGCUCGGGUGGUGUGGGCAAGUCAGCACUGACGGUACAGUUCGUGCAGGGGAUCUUUGUGGAGAAGUAUGACCCCACCAUCGAAGACUCCUACAGGAAACAGGUGGAGGUGGACGGACAACAGUGCAUGCUGGAGAUUCUGGACACUGCCGGCACUGAACAAUUCACCGCCAUGCGUGACCUGUACAUGAAGAACGGCCAAGGCUUCGUCCUGGUGUACAGCAUCACCGCACAGAGCACCUUCAACGACCUGCAGGACCUGCGCGAACAGAUCCUCAGAGUGAAGGAUACCGAGGAUGUCCCGAUGAUCCUGGUGGGCAACAAGUGUGACCUGGAGGAUGAGCGUGUCGUCGGCAAGGACCAGGGGCUGAACCUCGCCAAGUCCUUCUCCUGUGCCUUCCUGGAGUCCUCCGCCAAGGCAAAGAUCAAUGUCAACGAGAUCUUCUAUGACCUGGUCCGGCAGAUCAACCGCAAGUCCCCCGAGAACAAGACGCCAAUGAAGCGCAAGCACUGCACUUUGUUAUAAGGAUCAGCGCGUCGGCGGCCCUCGGAGCCAAGGGGGAGGAGGCCUAGUGUCAGGGGAAGAGAAGGGGAAGGAUAUACAAGGUUUUGAUCUUGCUGGAAGACAUUUCAAAAGACUGUGUUAAGUGUUGAGGUCAGGGAAGGGAUAGAGGCUCCGAUUCUCCUUGGGGCCACCGGAAGUCCUGUUUGAAAAGGUAUUUGAGUCUUAAGGGAAGGGAGGGAGGGUUAGGUCUUGCUUCAGAGGGGUUUUGAUCCUUCUCUGCCUCAAACUGUUAUGCCAAGGGAAGGGAUAGAGGUUUUGAUCCUCCUUGGAGCCAUUGGAAAUCCUGUUUGAAAAGGUGUUUGAGUCUUAAAGGAAGGGAGGGAGGUCUUGCUUCAGAGGGGUUUUGAUCCUUCUUAGCCUCAAACUGUUACACCAAGGGAAGGGAUAGAGGUUUUAAUUCUGCUUGGAGCCAUUCAAAAACAGUGUUAAAGGAAGGGAGGGAGGCUUUAAUCCUUCUUAACCUGUUACUGUUAUGCCAAGGGAAGGGGAGGGGAGGAAAGGAAAGGAAGGGAAGUCUUGCAUAUCUACAGGGAUGAAGGAAGGGAGGGAAUUUUGGGUGAAUUUUGAUUCCUUUUUGAAGCCGUAGGGAAAGUCUUGCAUCUGUAGUCAUGGGAUGGGAGUCUACAGCCCUUCAAGCUCCAGGGAACGUCUUACUAACUGGCCAAGCCGUAGGAGAAGUCUUAGGAAGGGGAGGGAAUUUUGUCCUUUUUGAAGCCAUAGAGAAAACCUUACAUCCGUUAGUCAUGGGAAGGGAGUCUACAGCCCUUCAAGCUCCAGGGAAUGUCUUACUAACUGGCCAAGCUGUAGGAGAAGUCUUAGGAAGGGGAGGGAAUUUUGAGCCUUUUUAAAACCAUAGAGAAAACUUGCAUCUUUUGACCAAGGGAAGGGAGAGUCCAGCCCUUUUAAGCUCUAGGGAAGGUCUCGUUAGUCUGAUAGGUAUUCAUUUGGCUUCAGUAACGGCUAACAGACAAGGCUUCAAUAGCUAGUGAUUCAGUAAUGGUGUGUGUGUUAAGAAAUCAUUUGGCUUGAGUACAGGUUAACAGAUCAAGGCUUCAGUGGCUAAUGAUUCAGUAAUGGUGUGUGUUAAGAAAUCAUUUGGCUUGAGUACAGGUUAACAGACCAAGGCUUCAAUGGCUAAUGAUUCAGUAAUGGUGUGUGUUAAGAAAUCAUUUGGCUUGAGUACAGGUUAACAGAUCAAGGCUUCAAUGGCUAAUGAUUCAGUAAGUAUGUGUUAAGAAAUCAUUUGGGUUCAGUACAGGUUAAGAGAUCAAGGUUUCACAAUGGCUGGUGGUUUAGUGAAGGUCAUAUUCCGGCCCUGGUGAUGUUGGCAUAACUUUGUAACCUCCUAGGCUUUGGCAAUGGGUGGUCAUAUUCCGGCUCUGGUGAUGUUGGCAUAACUUUGUAACCUCCUAAGGCUUUGGCAAUGGGUGGUCAUAUUCCGGCUCUGGUGAUGUUGGCAUAACUUUGUAACCUCCUAAGACUUGGGGAAUAGCUAAUGGUUCAGUAAGGGGCUUAUUCAGGCUCGGGGGGAGGGAAGGGAGGCUGUGUGUGUGUGUGUGUGUGUGUGUGUGUGUGCUGACAUUGGCAUAACUUUUGUAAACUUUAUUUUUUUAUUUCUUCUUAGUCUCUUCAUGAUGCAGAAACUUUGUACUACUACUACUACUACUACUACUACUACUACUACUACUACUACUACUACUAUCUAGAUAUAUGAAGUAAAAAAAAACAAAAAACCCAAUUUCCAAAGUUAUGCUAGUCUAUUUUUUGCACAAAAUUACGAUGAUGGAAACUCUAUUACUACUAUGUGUUAUAACAAAAUAAUAAUAAUGAUAAUAAUAAUAAUGAUGUUAUCUUUCUAAGCGCGAGAGAAAAAGAGAGAGAAAGAGAGAGAGACGUUUUUUCCGUGUUCCCAUCCCUGUAUAUUUAAAUGUAUCGGGACUUCCGUUCGUCUGUUUCAAAAGCCUCUCGUUGAAGAAGUUCCCGCAGUUUUCAUGGACUGUUUCGUGAUGCUGGUGAUAGCUUGACAUGACCUCUGCAUCUCGAACGGUCAAAUCACCAAUGAAAACCCGGUUAAUCUUCUCCGUGGCCUUGGGAAACUGUUGUAAUGGGAGCCCGAUACAUUUACAAGUACGUAGCUUUGUUGUGAUGUUCGCAAACACACACAGAAGAAGGGGGUUUGUACGAGGUUGAAACAUGACUGGAAAUCCUUUAACUUUUACGUCAUUCAUUUUGCAUUACCGAUAAGUCUUUUGUACCUUCCGUAAGUAGCUGUAGUUUACGAUAGCCAGUGUAAUUAUGACUUUCCGCGCACAAGAUUCUUUAUGAGUGACCCCAAGAGGAACACACACACGUGAUAACACAACUGAAUGUGCAGACAGACAGACCAGAGAGACAGACACACACACACAUACAAUGUCAAUCCAGCCCACACAAGACCCCAACAGAGAGCCCAGCAGAACCUUAGACAAGACUGGAGACCCCCCAAACAUACCCUAAGGAGUCUGCAAGAACCCUGUUACCUUAUACAAGACUGGAGACCCCAAACAUACCCUAAGGAGUCUGCAAGAACCUGGUUACCUUAUACAAGACUGGAGACCCCAACAGACCCCAAACCUACCCUGAGGAGUCUGCAAGAAGCCUGUUACCUUAUACAAGACUGGAGACCCCAACAGACCCCAAACCUACCCUGAGGAGUCUGCAAGAAGCCUGUUACCUUAGACAAGACUGGAGACCUCAAACAAACCCCAAACCUACCCUGAGGAGUCUGCAAGAAGCCUGUUACCUUAGACAAGACUGGAGUGCUGAAACAGACCCCAAACCUACCCUGAGGAGUCUGCAAGAAGCCUGUUACCUUAGACAAGACUGGAGACCUCAAACAGACCCCAAAUAGACCUCAACAGAACCUAAGGAGUCUUCAUAAGGCCAGUCCAGCUUACAAAUGACAACUCCUGUACUCCAAACUGCACUGAAACCUCCUAAUCCACAUGACUCAAGGCCUCAAGAUGUGACUGUGUGUGUGUGUGUGUGUGUGUGUGUGUGUGUGUGUGUGUGUGUGUGUGUGUGUGUGUGUGUGUGUGGCUGUACUGAAUCCUCGCACACUUAUAUGCACUUUCCAAACACUUCCUAAUGAUCUUCCUGAACUGGGUGACCUUACAAGUGGAGAGAGAGGGAGAGAGAGAGAGUAGACUUGGGCGUGUUAGCCAGUCCAUUCCUGCUAUUAACACUGUAAACUUUAUACUAUACAAGACUCCAAAUCUACCCUAAGGAGUUUGCAAGAAGCCUGUUCCCUUAGACAAGACUGGAGUGCCCAACAGACCCCAAACCUACCCUAAGGAGUCUGCAAGAAGCCUGUUACCUUAGAUAAGACUGGAGCGCCCAACAGACCCCAAACCUACCCUUAGGAGUCUGCAAGAAGCCUGUUACCUUAGAUAAGACUGGAGACCCCAACAGACCCCAAACCUACCCUUAGGAGUCUGCAAGAAGCCUGUUACCUUAGAUAAGACUGGAGACCCCAAACCUACCCUAAGGAGUCUGCAAGAAGCCUGUUACCUUAGACAAGACUGGAGUGCCCAACAGACCCCAAACAGACCCUCUGGAGAACAGAAGCUUGAAAUAUUUGCUACACUAUUGAACUCAAAUAAAGAAGGGAAGAAAGAACGUAAAUACAAUACUGAACCCAAGUGAAGAAAUUAAGAAAGCUGAUAUAUUAAUAGAUAUCAAAGACAGUACGAAUGCUAUGUUAUGAAACUAAGCUAAGGAAAAGUAGUCUAGUAUGAAAAUGGGCCAGAAUACAAUAUGAAAUGGGGUUAAGGAAACAGGCAACAGAAGAAUAUGAAGAAGAAAAUAACACCAUAUGGAAAAGGGAUCAAGCUAGCAAAACCAAAGAAUACAGUACGAAAAGGAGGAUGAAGCUUAUGAAGAUGGAGAAUUCAACAACCUUCGCAGAUCUUUAGAGAAUACGAAAAGCAAUCUGACACUACAGCAAAGGGAUCAAGCCAGCAAAACCCAAGAACAAAGUAUGAAAAGGAGGAUCACGUUUACAAAGACAGAGAAUUUAACAACCUUCGCAGAUCUUUAGAGAAUACGAAAAGCAAUCCAACACUACAAAAAGGGAUCAAGCCAGCAGCGAAACCAAAGAAUACACCACGAAAAAGGGAGAUUGAGUUUACAGACAAAACGUAAUAUGGCAACCUUAACAGAUCUUUCAAAUUUCCCGACAUAAUUCACCAUAGUUUUCCCGAGCAGGUUUUUACGUCUGUUCUGCCCCUAUGAGUACGAGAACUAGACAGUCGUAGUUGAGAUGGUAUGAUGGACAGACUGGCAAACACGCCCUAGUACCCCCUGGCUUAUCGAGAGGAGAAGGAGACGAAAGUGAUGAAGAAGGAACAGCUUACGAAGGAGAAAAUGAUUAAUAUGAAGAACUUUUAAAAGGAGAAGAAGAGAGUGACAAAAGAAGGAGGAACAGUUCAAGAAGGAGAAAGUGACAAAUGGGAACGUUUUAAAAGUCGAACGCAAGCAUUUUCGACAUGAAGAAAGAAAGACCUCUAGUACGCCCUUGUAUAUCGAGAGGAGAAGAAAAUGACAGAGGAAAGUUUAAGCAGAAGAAAAUGUCGAAGAGGAGGAGCGGAAAGUCUCGAACACGCCGACGUACAUACGUAAACAAACAUUUUUCAACCUCAAGAACGAACGAGGAAGAGAAAGAUAUUGAUAUUCUGCCGUGGUUUGUUUUUCCCUCUCAAAUCAUCGUCAUCAUCAGUCAUUGUUUUCCACGUAAUUCAGUGUCGCGCGUCUCGCCGGGCAAGUUUGAUGUGGUGUCGUCGUAUAUAAAAAUGUGCUAACAGUCGUAUAUAUAUAUAUUAAAAAAAAAAAACCCGACUUAUGCUAACUCUAUUUUUUCUCUCUAUCUUUGCUGUCGAUCAUAACAAAACAAAAAAUCGCCCCAGAAAAACCCGAAAAAAAAUACAUCUAUCGACCCUAAACCGGCGCCUCGAGACCAAGGAGGAAGGUGGGAGGGAGGGCUGAAAUGUGUGUGUGUGUAUAUACGUAAUCCAUAUCACCUUGUUCUUGUAUAUAAUUUAACAUGGUAUGCAGUUGUCAUCGUCAUUGCCAUACAUAUAUUUUUCCCAGAAGGGGCGAUGUGAGGCGUCUUUUUGCGAGUGUGUGUGUGUGUGUGCGUGUGUGUGUGUGAGACCUUCGUUUUUCACCACAUGGGAUGAUUCCUAAUACAACAACUGCAUUUAUAUGGCCCAAUACGUAUAGUCUCGGGCAGAAAUGGUGGUUCGGCGCGCUCGGAAUUCCCUGUGACUGUAGCUUGCUGGAACUAAUCGCUCGAUAUCUCUAGCAUCCCUCGCUCUGCCUCGCUCUAAAUUGAACACAAGGUAGAUGGAUCCUCGCUCUACCCCUUGCUUUAAUCCCCAUCCCUUUAGACCUAACUCACUGUGGCUGUUGUGUCUUUGUGUGUGGGAAGUGACCUCUAACUCUGCUCUCCUCUGCUCUCUUUCCCUUCCUUCUUAUUCCUCUGUUUCUAGUUCAUCCCUUCUCUCUCCCUCCAAAUUCAUCUCUCUCUUUCCCUUCCCUUUCUUCUUAUUCCACUGUUUCUCUCAUUUUCUGUUGCCUUGCUAGUUCAUCCCUUCUCUUGCCUUUUCUCCCUCCCACUCCACUUCCCUUACAUUUCUCCUCCCUUCUCUCCCUUCCAUUUCCUCUUCCUCCUUCCCUUCCAAUUUAUCUCUCCCCCUUCCUUCCCUCCUAGUUUAUCUCCCACUCCCUUCCUCUUGCUUCCUGGCCCUUGCAAAAUAAGUCUACAGUUUGACAUGGAGUGCAGGGAAGGGCGGACCACUAUCCCUGUCCGAGUCUGUACCAUCGCCUUGUGUUACGCCUACUACCACUACUACUACUACAAUGUCUAUCCUUGCAUCAGACUACAUACAUACUACCGUCAUGUGCGCGUGUGUGUGUGUGUGUUUGUGUGUGUGUAAGUGAUGGAUCAUAAUGCAAUUCAGUGCUUCAUAAUAUCAUUGCUAUGUACGUACCAAUGACACUUUGGAAUAUUUCUUACUACAUAUGAAUAGUAUAUAUAUAACAUUGUUUUCUACUGCGCCCAACGUGUCGCUCCUUAUGUACUAUAGAACUUGAACUUGUCGGAAAAGAAACUGCCCUUAGGAGGAGGAAAAAUAUUGGUUUUGGACGUGUUUUUGCUCCUUAUGUACUAUAGAACUUGUCGGAACAUAAACUGCCCUUAGGAGGAAAAAAAUAUUGGUUUCGGUCGUGUUUUUCCGGAGACUAGUUUUAAUAAUUAUUCUCGUGAUUUAUUAUGCAUUUUUAACUUUAUUAUUAUUACUAUUACUACUCUAGGGUCGUCUUAAGAUGAGAACUGCCACGGCUAGUAAUCCCUAAGACUAUUAGCGGCUUUAUACACUCUAUUGGAGAAAGCUUUACUGUUUGUUUUUCAGUCUGAGGAAAUUAUUAAAUAUAUAUCGUGUACAUUGUU
This is a messenger RNA of Eriocheir sinensis (Chinese mitten crab), 7254 nucleotides long. It is a transcript of the gene Rap1, whose product is annotated as ras-related protein Rap-1b. Gene Ontology annotation, biological process: negative regulation of synaptic vesicle exocytosis; Rap protein signal transduction; cellular response to cAMP. The transcript has 6 exons. Gene Ontology annotation, molecular function: GTPase activity; GTP binding; GDP binding. Bases 177 to 728 code for a protein of 183 amino acids. Lineage: Eukaryota; Metazoa; Arthropoda; Malacostraca; Decapoda; Varunidae. Gene Ontology annotation, cellular component: plasma membrane. The record is from RefSeq and is a predicted model, not a curated record.